This is a messenger RNA of Micropterus dolomieu (smallmouth bass), 616 nucleotides long. RefSeq names its product ladderlectin-like. NCBI's taxonomy places the organism in Eukaryota, Metazoa, Chordata, Actinopteri, Centrarchiformes, Centrarchidae. The transcript is spliced from 4 exons. Bases 110 to 448 code for a protein of 112 amino acids. The record is from RefSeq and is a predicted model, not a curated record.
UUCACUCUUUUGUUUGACAGAAAAGAGUCAUGUUGUCAAGAGGGCCACAGUAUGUCCUAAUGAUUGGACUCCUUUCAAUGGUCGUUGUUACCGCUACGUUCCACAAGUCAUGAGUUGGGCUUUGGCUGAGAGAAACUGUCACACUUUGGGUGGAAACCUCGCAUCUGUUCAAAACUCCAAGGAGUCCGGUGUGAUUCAGGUGGUGACGACAUUGAGCAACACCCAAAAUCAAAUAGUAGCUUGGCUUGGAGGGUCUGAUGCACAACAGGAGUCACUGUGGUUCUGGAGUGACGGAACGCCUUUCCACUUUACUCAGUGGUGUGGUGGACAGCCUGAUAACGCUGGUGGUCGUCAGAACUGUAUUGGUUUUAAUUUUAGAGACUCGAAAUGCUGGGAUGACUUUGCUUGUGAAGUUCAGCACCCAUCUGUUUGUGUCAGAGAGGAAUGAUAAAAGCACAAACACUGAUCAAUUUGUGGCUGUGAGGAAACUCGUCUCUCUUUACGCCACCAGUCUCAUAUUUGACCUGAAGGCUCUAAAUCUCAUUUCACAUCUUUAUUUCUUCUCUAUCGCUGUAACGCUACUAAAGAAACAAAGCGACAAGUGACAUAAACAGCA